UUCAAUAAUUUGCUUACAGCUGCUAACCUCGUUGUCAUUCAAUUGUUUGCUUUUUGCGAUGACGAAACAUUUGAAGCAACUGUACAACACUCUGGAAGCUUUGUUGAAGUCGGAAGAGCAACACAUCCGUGAAAGAACGGUAAUCUCGUACAAGUUGCAUGAUUCGAACGUACGUUCAUUAAGGAAUGAAACAGCGACGUGGAUGGUCAACAAAUUUCAAACUACACCACACUCACUUGUGCUGGCAGUGAACUACCUUGAUCGCUUUUUGUCAGUCGUCAAGGUUCAACCAAAGUACAUGAAAUGUGUAGCUGCUAGCUGCUAUUUUAUUGCAGCAAAGGUUGUGAACGAGGAAAAUCCACCACCUAAAGCUAGUAGUGUUGUCAAGAUAAGUGGAUGUAAGGCAAAGCCUUGUGAUCUUAUUCGGAUGGAGAAGAUCAUUCUGCUCAAGCUCAACUUUGAGCUAAAUGCAGUCACUCCUCUUCAUUUCAUUCGCACAUACCAUGCUCUUGCUUUUCAUCACGGUUAUCUUCAUACUACUGGAGUGUCUACGAGUCAACAUUUAAACUUAGUUAUUAGACAGCUCAGCUACUGCUUACAAAACAGUGAUUUGAUGAUAUACAAGUCAUCUACACUAGCAUUGGCACUGGUCAUGUCUGAGCUGAAACAUGUUGCUAGUGUCGACUGGUUGGGUGUGGGGAUGUUUUUACAGCUUGUAUCUCAGAUGUCUGGUCAAGAGCUUUCUGCUUGCUAUGAGGCUGUACAAGAGUUUUUCUUUGCUAAUUCUCUUGAUUGUCACGUGCUUGCUCAAGCAUCAGAAAAAAAGAAAACAUCUCAUUACGUUGUGUCUGUCGGGAAUACCAUUGACAAAAGACAAAAACCUUACGCUGAUUUGGUUGCUAAUAGAAUGUCCAAUGAUGACAGCAGCCAUUUUGUUGGUCUUGUUCAUGGCAACUGUAGUGAGAACCUGUCUGAGCAAGCAACUGAUGCUCAAGUGAUCAUCUGCUCAUCAUGCUGAUCUCAUAGGGUAACUGCAUGCAUGCAUAGUAAAAGGUGUACUUACAAACUACAAUCGUACUUGUUGUUUCCUGAUCAAUUUGACUACUAAUAGCGUUAAUUAUUAGAUAUUUAUAGAGGGAUAUUUUGUCACUGCAAUAGCUGCUGUC
This is a messenger RNA of Corticium candelabrum, 1166 nucleotides long. RefSeq names its product cyclin-I-like. NCBI's taxonomy places the organism in Eukaryota, Metazoa, Porifera, Homoscleromorpha, Homosclerophorida, Plakinidae. Gene Ontology annotation, biological process: mitotic cell cycle phase transition; regulation of cyclin-dependent protein serine/threonine kinase activity. Bases 59 to 1018 code for a protein of 319 amino acids. The record is from RefSeq and is a predicted model, not a curated record. Gene Ontology annotation, cellular component: cytoplasm; cyclin-dependent protein kinase holoenzyme complex; nucleus. The transcript is spliced from 7 exons. Gene Ontology annotation, molecular function: cyclin-dependent protein serine/threonine kinase regulator activity.